AUGUUGUUAGAAAUUCUCUCCCUGCUCCCAACAAAAGAUGCUAUUAGAACAAGCAUACUGUCUAAAAGAUGGGAACACCUGUGGACAUCACUUCCUCAAUUUCAGUUUGAUGAAGGACCGCUACUUAAGAGAUAUCUCUUGGUAAAUGCUAUGGAUAGAGCACUUCUUUUUCGUGGCCCUGCUAAUAUAGAAGCUUUUGGUUUUAGUUUUACAGUGCUAGGUGAUUCACAUCGUGUUAAUGCAUGGAUCUCUGCUAUAGUAAAAUGGAAUGUUGAAGAGCUUUCUAUAAGCCUGCAAAUCAUUGAUGAACCAGUUUUAUUGCCUGAUUCCUUAUUUACUUCUGCAACACUGGUGGUCUUAGAUCUAGAUAUGCCCUGUGUUUUCAAGGUUCCUCGUACUAUUUGCUUCUCAAGUCUAAAGUGCUUGAGUCUCAAGUCUGUGGUGUUUUCUGAUGACUACUUAACCCAACAGUUGUUUUCUGGUUUCCCAAUCCUGGAAGAUCUAUCUCUAACAGAUUGCAAUUGGAUGAAUAUCAAGUUUGUUAUUAUUUAUACUCCUAAGCUUUUGAUCUUGACCAUGAUCAAAGGAGGUGUGGAAGUUGCGAGAGCUUCAAAAUCUUCUGAUGGAUGUCAGAUGAUGGUGGUUCUAGAUGAUGCACCAGAACUUCUUGCCCAGCUACCUUUGUUCAAUGAUCUAAUCACUUUGGAAUUUGAAGGAAGUGUAAACAUUGGUAGCAAACCAUUCUUGUUGAUGCUCCACAACCGUCCUUGUCUUCAAACUUUGAUAUUCCUUGAGGGGAUUGAGGAGUCCUCAAAUGUUGCUAAAGAUGGAGUUUUGGAGCCUUUGCCUCCAUGCUUCCUCUCACAUCUGAAAGAGAUUGAAGUCUAUGAAUUUUAUGGAGACGAGGAUCACAUACAUGCAUUGAAAGUUUUGCUAAAGAAUGCAAUGGUUUUGGAGAAGAUGACCAUAACUUGGGGCACGGAUUUUGAAGUGGGGCUAGAGAGGAAAAGUGAUGUUCACAAACAGUUAUUCGAUCUCCCUAGAGUAUAA
Molecule: messenger RNA, 1050 nt
Organism: Rosa rugosa (rugosa rose)
Lineage: Eukaryota; Viridiplantae; Streptophyta; Magnoliopsida; Rosales; Rosaceae
Product: F-box protein At4g09920-like
Exons: 3
Coding region: 1-1050 (349 amino acids)
Molecular function (GO): protein binding
Source: RefSeq, a predicted model, not a curated record